CAUUCUCGCUGUCUCCAAUUCAGCAAGUAUGUAAAUGUCAUUUUUAUAUAUAAUUUACAAAAAUUUUGCGUUAACGGCUGCGAACCAUAUAUUUUUUUAUUGUUGUGCAAGUAAAAAAAGUUAGCUAUUAUCAUUUUCCUAAUCGCGAUGUAUGUUUUGGGCGAUCAUAACCUCGUCGUGCACAUCACGUAACUUCUAAAGGCUCCGAUGGUUAGGAAAACGAUGGUACUGAGCACGGAGUGGGCGCAGGUGGAAGUGGUUGAGCUUAUAAAUGAUGGCAAUGGAUUGGGUUUUAACUUAGUCGGCGGCAGGAGCACGGGCGUGGUGAUUAAGUAUGUGCUUCCCGGUGGAAUAGCUGAUAAAGACGGGCGACUGCAAAGCGGAGAUCACGUACUGCAGGUUGGAUCAGUGAACUUGCGAGGAUUCACCUCAGAACAAGUUGCCGCUGUCCUGCGACAGGCGGGCCCAACUGUUCGCCUACUAGUCGCAAGGCCGGCGGAUCCUGCUGCUGCACUACGUGCCCCGCUUCCAGGGACAGCUCUGGUACCUACGAAGCUGCUAGCCGACCCUGAACUUCUCGAUCGUCAUUUAAUAGAAACGGGUUAUGGCGCUGUGUAUGAUUUAUCACAAUGUUACACUGACUAUAUAAAUGGCGAUGUUGAGAACUUGGUAGCGGCUGUCAGCGUGUUAGGCGAGAAUCCACAGCAGAUCACAGUUAACCCAAUCAUAGCUGACAACAUUUCGCCAACUAUAACAAUAACAGUACCAGUAGAAAUACCAACUUUACCUGAGGUGGACAUUGUGCAUGUGGAUUUAAACAAGAAUGUGUAUGGUUUAGGUAUAACUGUGGCUGGAUAUGUAUGUGAAAAAGAAGAAUUAUCAGGAAUAUUUGUGAAAAGUAUAAUAGAAGGCAGUAGUGCUGAACAAAGUGGUAAAAUCAGGCUUAACGAUAGAAUAAUUGAAGUUGAUGGUGUCUCCUUGGCUGAUAAAAGUAAUCCUCAGGCUGUGGAGAUACUGAGAAACACUGGUAUAUCGGUGCAUUUAGUUUUAGAAAGAUACUUGAGGGGUCCAAAGUUUGAACAUCUUCAGUUAGCCAUAUUCAAUGAGGAGAGACCAACAUCACCCUCACCAUCAGCUACCACCCUCACAUGGUUUCCAGUGCCUUCACAAGCUGACAACAGUACAGUUGAAAUUGAACCAGAGCCUGUGUCUAACACUACUAUUGAUUCAAGUGUUUUAGAAGUUGGAGAUGAUAAUGAACAUGAAGAAAAUGAACCAACCCAAGAAGAAUUAGAUAGAAGAAUUGAUGCAAUAUUGGCAGUAGAUGAAGAAGUGAUUAAAAAGAAAUGGGGAGAAGAAAUUGGACCAGAAAAAGAGAUAUUAGUGGCAGAAGUACACAAGCUUUCAGGUUUAGGAAUAAGUCUAGAGGGGACAGUGGAUGUAGAAGGGGGUCAGGAAGUGAGACCCCAUCACUAUAUAAGAUCUGUUCUUCCUGAAGGGCCAGUUGGACAGCAAGGAAUGCUUACGGCUGGGGAUGAGCUACUCGAAGUUAAUGAAUACAGGUUGCAUGGCUUGACACAUACAGAAGUUGUAAAUAUUCUCAAACAGCUACCCAAUCGUGUGCGUCUAGUUUGUGCACGAAGCAACACUGAUAGCGGGCCCAGGCCUGUUAUUAAUUUAGCACAGGACCGAGAAGGCUUCGAAGCAAGGAAAAUUAUAUCUGGAAGCCUAAACAAUUUAACUACUCUUGUAAAAGCUCAAUCAGACACAUCCAUAAACACAUCUAGUACUGCAACAUUGACUAAUCACUCCAGUCAGUCCAAAAAAUCCAAGUCCUUAGAAUGUGUGUCUGGCUUAGCCAUGUGGCAAAGUAGAGAGGAUAUUGUGGAAUUAAUUAAAGGCGAUCAAGGACUUGGUUUCUCAAUUCUAGAUUAUCAAGAUCCAGUGGAUCCUAAUGGCACCGUAAUUGUAGUCAGAAGCUUGGUACCCGGUGGUGUAGCAGAGAAGAAUGGUCAAAUUUCACCUGGAGAUAGAGUGAUGUCAGUAAACGGAGGUAGUAUAAAAAAUGCAACCCUUGACCAAGCAGUGCAGGCCUUGAAAGGAGCUCCUAGGGGAAUUGUUCGUGUCGGUAUAGCAAGACCACUACCAUCAAAUGAUAAUUCAAAAUCGAAAAGCACUACUACACUGAACACAAAAGCGAGCUAAUCUUAACUCCAUGAUUUAACUCACUGUGUUACGACUAGUCAACGUUAAAACCAUAUCUAUUUUACGCUUAGUUAAGCAUGAUUUACACUUAGCGUUUAAAACGCAGAAUAUAAAAUGGUAGAUACAGAUUAAGCCUAAAUUUUACACUACAAAUGUUAGGUUUUUAGAAAGGCAAUCGCACCAUAGAUCGUAUAGAUAAGUUUCAUGUGGCAUUUAAAUGUCCUCAGCUCAUGAAAACUGGGCUCAAGAUCUGCAAUACAAUAAUACCUGACGCUUUACUAGAUAAUUGUACAUUUUAAAUCACAUGCCCUUUUGUAUUGCACAGAUUUUAUUACAUGUAUAUAUUUGUAUAACAUUAACACAGAAUAAAACAACUAUUUAUAUACCCAUUGCUUUCAACAUAUAUCAAAGUAAAGAUACAAUGUAUAGUUCAAAUAUAAUUUUCGGUUUUUGUACAUUAUUAUGUUAAAACAUAUACAUUAAAACAUUACCAAAUUAAAUAGUGGAUGAAUGUCAGGCAUUUUGUUUUUUUUAUAGGUUUUUUUUAGGAUUCAAAGUACUAUACAUUUAUCAGAAUGAGGAUUUUAUAGAUUUAUAAAAAUAUCACAUAACACCACUUUUGGAUCAUCCCAUAGAGUUAGGUAGAAUUAUAGUAUAACACGAAUAUUGUAGAUGUUAAACUAAGGGAGCAAUUAAAUAAAAUAUCUUCUAUUAUAUGUAAAUAAAUAAAUUAGAAUCUCAUAAACAUAUAGACGUACUAAAGUAUAUUUAUAAGAUGUUUUACACAAUAGUUAAAUGUUUUCUUGCUUCCCUUGAAAGUAUCUUUUUUUGUUUUUAUGUGGGAUAUGUUUUAAUAUGUGUGUAUUUAUUAUCUAUAUUUAAAUAAAUUUAUAUAAUAUAUUAAUUUAUUGAAAAUAAGAUUAUACAGUAUUAAAUACUUUGUACCUUUUCUCAACAUUAUAAUAAAUUGGAGUUCAAAAUAUUAAAAAGGAAAAAGGGUUCCUAGUCGUCGUUGUACCCUCAAAAAAGUAAGUGCACUAUAAAUUUAAGAUGCACAUGUGAUAUUUUUAUUUACAUAUUAAUGUUUACAAAUAAUUUCUGUGUUUACAUAAUUAAUUAUUUUGUAUGUUCAAUGUGUUUUAUUAAAAAUUAGUGUACUAAAUAGUUAUGUGCCGAACGAAUACAUAUAAACGGCCGAAUAUUCGAUACAAAAAUUUACAAUCAUCUUAAGCUGUAAGUGUAGCCAUCUUAGAUAUAUAUUGUGGUAGGUACGUGUGAUAUUUUUUUAUUAUAAACGAUUGAAUUGUCACACGUGUCUCAAGUAUAUACAUAUGUAUGUUUAUCACACGAUAAGUAAAACAUACCUAGCUAAAUACGGUCAAGUUAAUCAAUAGCGUAUAAAAUAUCGUAACAUUCGGCCAAAUACAUUCGGUGCAUCACUAGUGCUAACUACUAACAAAACAGUCAAUUUUAUAUUUAUAUUAAUAGAAUUAACAUAGUACAUAGAUUCAUUUUAUGUAGAUCUAAAGCUACGUCUCCACUAAACUAAAAGUGGCAAUUUAUGCUGUCGUCACGCAGAAUCUUUCUAUUGUCAACAAAAAACUUUAUCCUUCAGAAAGUGACCAACAUUGUUGCUUCUUCGUUGUUGUCUUUUUGUUAAAUCACAAACAUAAAUUGCCAACUAUUUUAGUGAAGUCGCAACGUAUCUGAUUAUAUUGUUAAGACAUUUCAUGCUAUCGUUUAAUUUUAAAAUAAAGAUUAAAAAUAUUUUUUGUUUUUUCAGCAUGUAUGUUUUUUAUAGAAACCGUUAAACGUAACAAAAUGUUUCUUCCCUCGUCCGGUGGUCUCAUGUAUAAUUAAUAAUAUAAUAUAUGCCUUUAUUAUCCAUCAAGUGUAGUAUCUGUCUAGAAUUUAUAGUCAUCUAAAACAAUACCUAGAAUUCGAGUGUCGUCAACAAUGGCGUACUAAAAAAAAUGAUUGUAGUUUUUUAUGCUGUUUGAAUUAUAAAAGGAAUUUUAUAUUGCUAUUUUAUCUUUAUUAUUUCUUGUGAACAGUCAGAUCUGUGUUAUUUUUUAUGCCUGAAGUUAAACGAAUCAUGAUUAAAGUUUAUGAUAUUGUGUUAUGGGAUCGACAAACGUGUUUAAAUGCUUUUUAAAGUUUUAUAUUAUUACCAUGAUAAAAUAAUAUUACGAGAUAUUUUAUAGCAAAGUUUGAGAAAAAAGAAAGAUAAUUUUAUAAAAUGUUUCAAUAAAUUAAUAUAAAAUAAUUCAUAAAUUCACAUUUCAUCUGACUGUUCACGACGUAAUAUAUUUUUUAGACAAUUGGUUUGUACCGUGUGAGGUUGAAAGGGCUAACAGUGCGAUUCUGUAAGAAUUCACUUCGUAUCUCACUCGUGAAAUGUUGACAAAUAACGGUGAUACGCCAUCUUAAUGCGUGAUCCUAUAAAUUUUAUAAUUCUCAAUGUCACAUAUCACUUUGAUAUUUCACGCCCGUGUUCCGAGUUCAAGUGUCGUCUUACAGAAUAACUCUACAGCAUAAAACACCAAUUUGAAUCUUCUUAAAAUGGAUUGCAUCAACAAACACCCAGCCAAUACAACUAGGACUCUGGAUCUGGCAAAUCGCAGCGCAGAGUAUUUUGUUUAAUUAAAAAUCCGAAAUAAAUUAAUAAAAAAUUGCGCCACCAAAACAUGUUCUGCGCUUCGCUAGAUAUUCUCAGGUCCGUCGAUACCAAUUCUCUUGUUUCUGGAUAAAAUUAAAGUAUUAUUACAUAAAGUCAGAAAUAUACGAUAAUGCGUGUAAUUUUUACGAUCAUUGAUUGCCUUUUCUAGUUCCUACUAUGCAUCGUGGUUGUGGAUCGAUUCUUGCCACUUUUUUACUUUUAAUAAUAUUUACAAGAUUUACGUUAAAAUCUAUUAUUUAUUAAGUAUACUGUGUACCUGCCAGAUCUUUGUCGGUUUGACUCGUAAAUGUUAUACUGUACUCUGUUCUCGUAUAUUUCUGAUUAUCUUUUUAAUUAUGAAUAGUUUAUCGUAUUAUGUGCGCGCUGUACGUGUGACGACACGGCGUUUAGGCAUACACUAACAUGAAAUAAACAUAAGGAAUGUCUUAGUAAA
Messenger RNA from Vanessa tameamea, 5318 nucleotides. Its product is annotated as patj homolog. The transcript has a single exon. The record is from RefSeq and is a predicted model, not a curated record. NCBI's taxonomy places the organism in Eukaryota, Metazoa, Arthropoda, Insecta, Lepidoptera, Nymphalidae. Gene Ontology annotation, molecular function: protein binding. Bases 208 to 2205 code for a protein of 665 amino acids.